AUGCCGGUGAUGAAGGGCCUGCUAGCGCCCCAGAACACCUUCUUGGACACCAUUGCCACCAGGUUUGAUGGCACCCACAGCAACUUCCUGCUGGGCAAUGCACAGGGGCAUCGUGGCUACCCUAUUGUGUACUGCUCGGAUGGCUUCUGUGAGCUUACUGGCUUUGCGCGUACUGAAGUCAUGCAGAAGAACUGUAGCUGUCGCUUCCUGUAUGGGGCGGAGACCAGCGAGCACGUGGCCCUGCAGAUGGAGAAAGCUCUGGAGGGGCGAGAAGAGUACCAGGCUGAGGUGCAGUUCUACAAGAAAAACGGGACUUCCUUCUGGUGUUUGCUGGACAUCGUACCCAUCAAGAAUGAGAAGGGUGAGAUGGUGUUGUUCCUCUUCUCGUUCAAAGACAUCACCGACACGCACGGCAAGAGCCACCACAAUGGCAGGAAAGAAGAGGACAAGAGAAGGAGCAGGAAGACCAGCAGUUCUCACUUCACGGAGGCAAGAAGGCGGGGGAGGACCGUCCUGUACCAUCUGACCAGCCAGUUUUCCAAAAGGAGCAAGAGCGAAGUCAAGCUAAGCAGUAAUGUGUUCGAGAGGCCAUCACUCCCAGAGUAUAAGGUGGCAGCGGUGCAGAAGUCCCGCUUCAUUCUGCUGCACUAUAGUGUCUCCAAGGCUCUGUGGGACUGGAUGAUCCUGCUGGCCACCUUCUACGUGGCUGUUACAGUGCCCUACAAUGUGUGCUUCACUGCCUAUGAUGACUUGGAUUCUGCCGCUCGCAGCACCAUCGUCAGUGACAUCGCUGUGGAGAUGCUCUUCAUCUUGGAUAUCAUCCUCAACUUCCGCACCACCUACGUUAGUCAGUCUGGACAGGUGGUGUAUGAUGCCCGCUCCAUCUGUAUCCACUACGCUGCCACCUGGUUCUUUGUGGACCUAAUUGCUGCUCUGCCCUUUGACCUCCUCUAUGCAUUCAAUGUCACGGUGACAUCUCUGGUCCACCUGCUGAAGACAGUGCGUCUGCUCAGGCUGCUACGACUGCUGCAGAAGCUGGACCGCUACUCUCAGUACAGUGCCAUGGUUCUGACUCUGCUCAUGUCCAUGUUCGCCCUGUUGGCUCAUUGGAUGGCCUGCAUCUGGUACGUCAUUGGCCGCAAGGAGAUGGAGAGCAAUGACGCUGACACCUGGGACAUUGGUUGGCUGCAUGAGCUCGGUAAGAGGCUGGAGACCCCUUACACUAAUAGCACAAUGGGCGGCCCCUCUGUGCGCAGCGCCUACAUCGCCUCACUCUACUUCACCCUCAGCAGCCUCACCAGCGUGGGCUUUGGCAAUGUCUGCGCCAACACAGACGCUGAGAAAAUCUUCUCCAUCUGCACCAUGCUCAUAGGGGCCCUGAUGCAUGCGGUGGUCUUUGGCAAUGUAACGGCCAUCAUCCAACGCAUGUACUCACGCCGCUCACUCUACCACACCCGCAUGAAGGACCUGAAGGACUUCAUCCGAGUGCACAGGCUGCCCCAGCAGCUCAAACAACGAAUGCUAGAGUACUUCCAGACCACCUGGUCUGUCAACAAUGGCAUCGAUGCCAAUGAGCUCCUGCAUGACUUCCCCGAUGAGCUGCGUGCUGACAUCGCCAUGCACCUCAACAAGGACAUUCUGCAGCUGCCCAUCUUUGAGUGUGCUAGCAGGGGGUGUCUACGUUCCCUCUCAUUGCACAUCAAGACCUCCUUCUGUGCCCCUGGGGAGUACCUUAUCCGCCAGGGUGAUGCGCUGCAUGCUAACUACUUCGUCUGCUCUGGCUCCCUGGAGGUGCUGAAGGACAGCAUGGUGCUGGCCAUCCUGGGAAAAGGGGACCUGAUUGGGUCAGACCUGCCAGCCCAGGAGCAGGUCAUUAAGACCAAUGCGGAUGUGAAGGCUUUGACUUACUGUGACCUUCAGUAUAUCAGCGUGCGGGCACUGCGCGAGGUGCUGGAGCUGUACCCGGAGUAUGCCAGCCGCUUCACUGCUGACAUCCACCACAACCUCACUUACAAUCUGAGAGAAGGCAGUGAAGCAGAGGGCCUUACCAGGUUCUCAAGAUCUCCCAGGCUCUCUCAUAACCGUUCAGACCAUGGACCCGCACCGGAGCACAAGCUUCCCUCCAUCGUAGAGGCGGAGGCUGAACCCGAGGAGUACUUCCACCUCUCUCCAGCAUCCAAGUCCCGCAGGAACCUGAUGCUGCCCAGCCUGAGUAGCCCGGUGCGCCGUACCUCCCUGGGGAACCUGCUGGGGGAUGAGCUGAGGCAGUUCAACGCCUUGCGCCACUGCCGAUCCCCAGCCCGGAAUUGCCGGGGCCGCAGCCCCUCCCCCCAGCAGCAGCCCAAGGAAGAACCCCAGCGUUCACCUGCCCUCUCCCGUGCUCCACCUCCCACCCCCAUCACUGAAACGGGAGCCUGCCGCAAGCCUUCCAAGCUGCUCAUCCCCUCCCUCAAUUGUUUCGGCCCGCCAGACCUUAGUCCCAGGGUGGUUGACGGGAUCGAGGACAACGGGCGCACAUUUCACUUCAACACAGAGCGGACUGGGGCCAAGGGCAGCACAGGUGGCGUGGCAGAAGAUGCUAGCCAAGUGAAUGCCACUCUUCUGCUAGAGACGGAGGAGGUGAGACAGAGUAUCAGCCAGCUCAACAAGGAGAUGAGCCACUUGAACCAGGAAGUAUCCCAGCUGAGCAAGGAGCUCCACCACAUGAUGCACUUUUUGCAGGCCCAUGUGACAGUACAGCACUACACUUCCACUCUCUCCACCUAUCCCUAUGGCGUGCAUGUGGUCUCCAAACCUGCUGCCAGCAGUGGCAUGGCCUACAAUGUAGCGGCUGGCCUGCACCUGCACCAUGAGCCUUUGAACCUUGAGCCUCUUGGUCACACUGCUGGAGGGUCGUGGGGCUACACUGGGGCCCAUGGGAGCACCAGCCUGGCCCGGGCAACUGUUAUGGGCCAGCAGGGGGAAGCAGAACAUUUCCACCAGCCCUCCAGCCCCAGAUCCUCCUGCUUGCACACGGACCCAGCAACCAAGCAGAGCUCAGGCCCUGCCUCGGGGAGCACCCCAAACUCUCCAUACAUGGCCCAUCAGAAGCCCCGGACUGGCCACUCCUUGCUGAGCAUCAGCCCAACUUUCCAGGGGUUUGCCACUGGCCCAGCUCCUCAGGUGGGGUAUGGAGGGACUGCUGCUGCCACCCCCAGCAGUUCCUCCACCAACCUCAGUCAGUCCCAGUCAAAUCUGUGCAAGACCCCCAUCAGCUCUGAACAUACACACUCACAGUCCAGUACACCUACGUCUGCCCACUCCUCACUGGCAACUGCCAGUGGUUAUGCCCACCUCCAUGUGUCCACCAAUCCUAUUCUGCAUUCUACUGGUCCCAGGCAGAGCGAGCCUGCCAUUGGCACUGGCUCCCUCCACAUCCUGGAUACCCGAAGCCUCCUGGACAUUCACCAUCUCCCUGCUUCCUCCCGCUCGGGUCCCGCCCCCAUCCUCAGACAGUCAUCAGUCACUUCUCAGGAUUCUGGUCCAUCCAGACUGGAUGCUUGCGACAGCGGCCACCCCUUGGGUGACUCGGCUGGGAUAGAGCACAUUAGUCUGGAGUGUCUGCUGGGUGGGUCGGGAUCCCUGGACAGGAGGGACAGUGAGACGCCAGAGUCACGGAGGUCCAGUAUUGGCAUUCAGACACUCGACACAGAGCCCUUCUGGAGUCUGGACAUGGCAGAGUAG
Megalops cyprinoides (Indo-Pacific tarpon) is the source of this 3723-nucleotide messenger RNA. Its product is annotated as potassium voltage-gated channel subfamily H member 4-like. Gene Ontology annotation, molecular function: voltage-gated potassium channel activity. The record is from RefSeq and is a predicted model, not a curated record. Gene Ontology annotation, cellular component: membrane. Gene Ontology annotation, biological process: potassium ion transmembrane transport; regulation of membrane potential. The coding region runs from base 1 to 3723 and encodes 1240 amino acids. Lineage: Eukaryota; Metazoa; Chordata; Actinopteri; Elopiformes; Megalopidae. The transcript is spliced from 16 exons.